AUGAAAAGUGAACUGGUAUUGUUGGCUUUAGCUGCCGUUGUUGCCUCCGCGACAGCUGGCAAACUUCUUGGAGCUGGUAUUAGUGGUGAUGUAUCACUCGGUCUCCAACUUGCCAAGGGAGGAGCUGGUGUUCACCGUUUUAAUGUUGGAUCCGACACGUCUGCCGAUGUCAAUGCUGGAAAGACAGUCAACAUUGAAGGAGGAGCCAAUCUUGUGGCAAAUGACCAUAAACAAGGCAGUUUGGGCACCGGCAUCAGUGUAGGGUUGAGCGCAGAUGUCAACGCUGAAAAGAAAAUUAAUGUUGGUGGCGGAAAAAAUCUGGGAAAUCAAGGUGAUCUGAGUGUGGGUGUCAGUGGUGAAUCAGACGAAUCUGCUAGCGUCAGUACUCAGAAAAAAGUUGAAAUUGGUGGCGGAGCAAAUCUGGGACAUCAAGGUGAUCUGAGUUUGGGUGUCAGUGGUGAAUCAGACGAAUCUGCUAGCGUCAGUACCCAGAAAAAAGUUGAAAUUGGUGGCGGAUCAAACGUAGGUCACAACAAACAAGGCAGUUUAGGCAUCGGCAUUAAUCUAGGGUUAGGCGCGGAUGUCAACGCUGAAAAGAAAGUUAACGUUGAUGUUGGAUCUAAUCUAGGACAUGAAGGUGGUUUGAUUGCGGGUGUCAGUGGUGGAUCAGAUAAAUCUGCUAACGUCAAUACUCAGAAAAAAGUUCAAAUUACGAGUGGUUCGAAUGUAGGACAUAAAGGUGGUUUGAAUGUUGGUGUCAGUGGUGGAUCAGACACAUCUGCUGGUGUCAAUGCUCAAAAGGAAAUCGAUGUUGGAGCUGUAUCAAACGUAGGUCACAACAAACAAGGCAGUUUAGGCGUUGGCAUAAAUCUAGGGUUGGACGCGGAUGUCAACGUUGGAAAGAAAGUUAACGUUGAUGCUGGAUCGAAUCUAAAUCAUCAAGGUGGUUUGAUCGUGACCGUCGGUGGUGGAUCGGAUGCAUCCGCUGAUGUUGAUACCCAAAAAAAAGUAAUUAUUGUUGGUGGAUCAAACUUAGGUCACGAUGGUGGUAUUGGUGUUCACAAAAGUCAUGGAUACGUGGACAUUAAUGUUGGGAAAAGUGUUGAUGCUGGAUCAAAUGUUGGAUCAAAAAUUGCACUCGAGAUUGGCAAAGGUAUUAAAAAAGGUGUCGAAGCUGGAGUAACUGCUGGAAUCGAAGCAGGAAACGCCAUCAAUAAAGGUGUGACGACAGGAAUCAACGUAGGUAUUGAAACAGGAAAAAAUAUAGGCUCCCAUAUCCAUAAUGGUGUCACAGGAAUGCUAGGACUUGCUCUUGGAUUGGGUGGUCAUUUGGGUCUUGGAAAAGGUAAAUCUGUCCAAGUCGGAGGUCAAAAAGAAGGAGGAAUCGUUAUUGAACCAAAUGCCGAAAUUGGUGUACAGAAAAAUAUUAAUACUGAUACUAAAGCUACCUCAUCUGUGAAUAUUGAAGGUAAACCAACCAUAAAUCAUGGCGGCUCAAUAGGCGGUGGACUUGGCGUUAAUUCUCACACGCAAGGUGGAGAUACUGGUUAUCUCGGUGGUCAUAAACAAGGUGGUUUAUUAGGUGGACUCAAUUUUGGAACUGGUGUUUCUAGUAAUGUCCACCUAGAAAAAAGUGGACACAUUGGAGGACAAGGUGGUGGACAAGCCCAAAUAGAAGGCCAAGGAAAAGGUGGUUUUAAGAAAGGUAUAGAAGCUGCUUUCAAUCUAGGCGGUAAAUUUUUCGGUCUUAAUGGUGGUUUAAGGUUUGGUAUCAAUUAA
Messenger RNA from Copidosoma floridanum, 1779 nucleotides. RefSeq names its product glycine-rich cell wall structural protein-like. The record is from RefSeq and is a predicted model, not a curated record. NCBI's taxonomy places the organism in Eukaryota, Metazoa, Arthropoda, Insecta, Hymenoptera, Encyrtidae.